UGCUCCGCCGUGCUGACGGGAACAGAUCCCUCACUGUCACACCGACACAGUAAUCACUUUAGAUACAGAUAAGAUCCAAGUGGACAUGCGGAAUCUAUAACAGACAGGGCGUGAAAACAUGCAAAGACAUUUCCAUAAACCUAUCGGCAACAGCUAAGUCGAGCUUCUUUCUUUGACACUGGCUAUCUUAGGACUUCCCUAGAGGCUGAGUCCAAGGUCUGACGGCCUCCAGGCUGAUAUUUCUUUUUUUUAAAAAGACUAAGUAUCAUCCUAAUAAGUGAGGGUUUAGUAGCAGAGAGAUGGCAGACAGUACAGGGCUGCAGUUCGUCAGCUCCUAUGCCUUUGAAGCUAUGCAGAAAGUGGACGUGGUGCGCCUGGCUGCUCUAAGUGACCCAGAGCUGAGGCUGCUGCUGCCCUGCCUGGUGAGGAUGGCUCUAUGUGCUCCAGCUGAUCAGAGCCAGUCCUGGGCUCAGGACAAGAAGCUCAUCCUCCGCCUGCUCUCUGGAGUAGAAGCUGUCAACUCCAUUGUAGCACUGUUAUCUGUUGACUUUCAUGCCUUGGAGCAGGAUGCACGAAAGGAGCAACAGCUGAGGCACAAGGCGGGUGGCUCUAAUGGAGAGAGCAUCCUGGUGUCACAGCUACAGCAUGGUCUUACCCUGGAGUUUGAACACAGUGAUCCCCUCAGGAGACUCCGGCUGGCCCUCAGUGAACUGUUGGCUAUCAUGAAUAAGGUGGUAGACUCAAAUGGAGAAUUCUUCCUGAAGUCCUCUGAACUCUUUGAAAGCCCUGUUUACUUGGAAGAAGUCGCAGAUGUCCUUUGCAUUUUACAAGCAGAGCUACCUUCCUUGCUUCCCAUUGUGGAUGUAGCAGAGGCUCUGCUUCACGUCCGCAACGGAGACUGGUUCCUGUGUCUGCUAGUUGCUAAUGUUCCUGACAGCUUCAAUGAAGUUUGCAGAGGUUUGAUCAAGAAUGGAGAGCGUCAGGAUGAAGAGAGUGUCGGUGGUCGACGGAGAACUGAAGCCCUGAGGCAGCUCUGUCAGAUGAACCCCUCACAGGCCCUGAACAUCAGAGCGAUGGUGGUGGAGGAGUGCCACUUGCCUGGUCUGGGUGUUGCUCUGACUCUGGAUUAUAAACCAGAUACAGCAGAUGAGGCAGUCAGUCCUCUCGUCUCUUAUGUCAGCGGUUUACUACUGGGUACCAACAGCAAAGUGCGUACCUGGUUCAGCAUGUUCAUUCGCAAUGGACAACAGAGAAAGAGAGAAAGCAGCUCGGUACUGUGGCAGAUGCGCAGACAGCUGCUGCUGGAGCUGGUCGCCAUACUGCCGCGCUCACGCAGCACCCAUGUGCCCAACAACGGUGACAUGGAAGAGGGCGGCUCAGGGUACUCCGGCCUCAGAGAGGAGCAUGUGGUGAAGGCGAGCGCUCUGCUCCGACUCUACUGUGCACUGAUGGGCAUCGCAGGUCUCAGACCUACUGAUGAAGAGGCCGAGCAGCUGCUGCAGCUGAUGACAAGUCGGCCUCCCGCCACUCCUGCUGGCGUUCGCUUUGUCUCCCUGUCUUUCUGCAAGCUGCUGGCCUUCCCUACUCUGGUCAGCACUCCAGAGCAGGAGCAGCUGAUGGUCAUGUGGCUCAGCUGGAUGAUCAAAGAGGAGGAAUACUUUGAGAGCGCUGCAGGCGUAUCUGCUUCUUUUGGAGAGAUGCUAUUACUGGUUGCCAUGUACUUCCAUAGCAACCAGCUCAGCUCCAUUAUUGAGUUGGUGUGCUCUACUUUGGGGAUGAAGAUUGCCAUCAAACCCAGCUCUUUAAGCAAGAUGAAGACUAUCUUCACACAGGAGAUCUUCACAGAACAGGUGGUUACAGCCCACGCAGUGAGGGUUGCAGUGACCAACAACUUAAGUGCCAACAUCACAGGAUUCCUCCCCAUUCACUGCAUAUACCAGCUGCUCCGGAGCCGAGCCUUCACCAAGCACAAAGUGUCCAUCAAGGAUUGGAUCUAUCGCCAGCUCUGUGAGACAACCACCCCCAUCCACACCCAGCUGAUUCCCCUAAUUGACGCCUACAUCAACUCAAUCCUCACACCAGCAUCCAAGGCCAACCCAGAGGCCACCAACCAGCCUAUCACAGAGCAGGAGAUCCUCAAUGUGUUCCAGGCCUCUGCUGGGCAAGGGGAGGUUAGUCGAGGAGGACGACAGCGCUACUCCAUCACCACCCAGCUCCUUAUCCUCUACUACAUCCUGUCUUAUGAGGAGAACCUUUUGGCCAGCACCAAACAACUGGCUUUAAUGCAGAAGAAGCCAAAGUCCUACUCAGCAGCCCUGAUGGACCAAAUCCCCAUUAAGUACCUGGUAACCCAAGCCCAGGGACUGCAGCAGGAGCUCGGGGGUCUACACUCUGCCCUGUUGAGGCUGCUGGCUACCAACUACCCUCACCUCUGUCUAGUGGAGGACUGGGUGUGUGAGGAGGAGGUGACUGGUACCCUGCCCCUGCUGAGGAGGAUGAUGUUGCCCAGCAACACCUGCAGAUACACUCAGAGCCAGCUCCACCAGGCCUUCCAGAAAUUACCAUCCAGCAGUCCCAGGCUGAUGCGGAUCCUGGAGCAUUUAACGCUGCUUUCACCCGGAGAUCUGAUCCCUUACGCAGAGGCCCUCACAGCCAGCACGGCUCUGCUGCUGGAGCCUGCUGUGCCUCGCCGAAUACUACAGACCCUCAACAAGCUCUGGAUGGGUCUCAAUACUGUGAUGCCCCGCAGGUUGUGGGUGAUGACAGUAAAUGCUCUCCAGCUGUCAGCUAAGCUGCUCAGACAGCAGAGAUACACUCAGAAUGACCUGAUGGUGGAUCCUCUCAUUGUGCUGCGUUGUGAUCAGAGGGUGUACAGGUGUCCUCCUCUGAUGGAUAUUGUCCUUCACAUGCUGAAUGGGUACCUGCUGGCCUCAAAAGCCUACCUACACUGCCACUUGAAGGAGACGGCUGACUUUGAUCGGCAGAGCCAGACAGUCUCAAACCUGGGCGUGCCUGGACAGCCUGAUACACCCGAGGUCACCAGAGAGGAGCUGAAGAACGCCCUCCUAUCUGCACAGGAUAGCGCAGCUGUCCAGAUUCUCCUGGAGGUGUGUCUGCCAACCGCUGAAGAGCAGCAGCUGGGGGCCAACACGGAGAGCUUGCUGAGUAGCAUCAGGGACCCCGUGCCAGGGAAAUCGAAACAGGGAAGCCUGGGGCCAAGAGCCAGGGGGGGCGUGAGCGAUGCUGAGACAGAAGGAGGCUUGCUCAGCGACUUGAGGGAGGUGCAAUGUCUCAUCUGUUGUCUGCUGCAUCAGAUGUUCAUCGCCGACCCCAACAUCGCCAAGUUGGUCCAUUUUCAGGGUUACCCUCAAGCUCUGCUGCCUCUAACUGUGGCAGGCAUCCCCUCCAUCCAUAUCUGUCUGGACUUCAUCCCAGAACUGCUGGCCCAGCCCCAGCUGGAAAAGCAGAUCUUUGCAAUCCAGUUGCUGUCAUAUCUGUGUACCCAGUACGCUCUACCCAAGUCGCUCAGUGUGGCCAGGUUGGCCAUCAGUGUUAUGGGCACACUUCUAACAGUGCUGACUCGUGCCAAGCGUUUCUCCUUCUUCAUGCCCACGCUGCCAUGCUUGGUGGCCUUCUGUCAAGCCUUCCCUCCACUCUAUGAUGAUGUAGCAGCCCUGUUAGUACAAGUGGGUCAAGUUUGUGCCUCUGACGUGGCCACCAAAGCCAGAGACAUUGACCCUCUCAUCGCCCGCCUGCAGUAUCUGAAGGAGAAACCACAGGAGGCCCUGGUUCCAGGAGAAGCCUCCUCCAAGCUGACUUUACCCCAGAGGACAGCAGAGGAACUGGGCGGCGCUGACCCUGAUGUCCAGAUCUGUUACUGCAUAGAAGCCACCUUUAUGGACAUCAUCAGCUCCACCCUUCAUGGACUAUAGACACACAUACACACAUAUACACAUACACGUUGUAGAGGGAGAGGAGUGACCGGGUCUAAAUCAACAACUCUAAACACUGCCCUAGAAAGACAGUCACACUCCUGAGAGGGCUACUAUCAGCACAUCUGUUACAAAUAUUAAGGGCUUUCAGACCGUGUUAGGUUGUGGAUUUCUCUCAUUCUGUGCUCAUGAUGGGAUAUGCACUGUAUAUCCACCGUACUCUGUUCAGUCUGGACUAAGUCAUGUACUGAAACUCCUUCCUUCUCUAUCAUCAGGCUCCACUUUGACAUCUUGUAAAUAAUAAAUCACGAUUUGCAAUUAAUUUAGAAAGUUUAUUUUAAAUGUGCUCUGUCACAAUAUGUAGAAAGUGAAAUACAGAAAAUGUUAAAUGGGUCCAUUUUCUUGACCUCUGUAGGCAUAUUUUUCUAAGCUCUAAGUGUUGUGAUCUUUUUUUCUCAGCGACUGAAAAAAGGAAAAAUGUUGCCUUGAAAUAUGUAGAAAUUUUGUACUGUAUUUUGUUUGUAAUAAAACAAAGA
Scomber japonicus (chub mackerel) is the source of this 4468-nucleotide messenger RNA. It is a transcript of the gene ints2, whose product is annotated as integrator complex subunit 2. Gene Ontology annotation, biological process: snRNA 3'-end processing. The transcript has 25 exons. Lineage: Eukaryota; Metazoa; Chordata; Actinopteri; Scombriformes; Scombridae. Bases 300 to 3932 code for a protein of 1210 amino acids. Gene Ontology annotation, cellular component: integrator complex. The record is from RefSeq and is a predicted model, not a curated record.